Molecule: messenger RNA, 315 nt
Organism: Selaginella moellendorffii
Lineage: Eukaryota; Viridiplantae; Streptophyta; Lycopodiopsida; Selaginellales; Selaginellaceae
Product: non-specific lipid-transfer protein
Exons: 1
Coding region: 1-315 (104 amino acids)
Biological process (GO): systemic acquired resistance
Molecular function (GO): fatty acid binding
Source: RefSeq, a predicted model, not a curated record
AUGGCGGCUGCGAUGAUCAAGCUCGCGAUCGUGUGCGCGCUCUUCCUGGCGAUCGCUUCCACCGCGGCGGCGGCGACCUGUAGUAACGAUUUCACGGCGCUGCUUCCGUGCCAGGCGGCGACCCAGGACGCGCAGGCCACGCCCACGGCGGCGUGCUGCAGUGUGGUGGAGAAAUUCAAGGAUGAUCCGGCGUGCCUGUGCUCCACCAUCGCGGCUGCCAAGAGCGCGGGGAUCAGCAUCAACGAGGCCAAUGCCGAGAGCAUCCCUACGCGUUGCAAGUUCCAGGGAUACCCUAGCUGCGCCAAGAAGAUCUGA